This is a messenger RNA of Chlorocebus sabaeus (green monkey), 5985 nucleotides long. RefSeq names its product hormonally up-regulated Neu-associated kinase (gene HUNK). The record is from RefSeq and is a predicted model, not a curated record. Gene Ontology annotation, biological process: intracellular signal transduction; protein phosphorylation. NCBI's taxonomy places the organism in Eukaryota, Metazoa, Chordata, Mammalia, Primates, Cercopithecidae. Gene Ontology annotation, molecular function: protein serine/threonine kinase activity; ATP binding. Gene Ontology annotation, cellular component: cytoplasm.
GCAACCAGAUCCACAGUCAACGGAGUUCGAGAGCCUUCCCCCUUCCCCCGCCCCGGGUGGGUGCGGCCAGUGGGGGAUUUCACCGCCGAAAGGUCCAGAAAACCCAAGCCCAGAAUCCGGGCGAGAGGCGCAGCCGGAGGCGGCCAGACCUGGGCGGCCCGGGAGCGCGCGCCUCCGAGGCCGCGCAGGAUCUCCCAGUCUGGCGCUCAGGUGGCUCCUGCGUCCACUCCGCCGCUCCCCUCCCCGGGCCCUCCCCUCUCGAGCGAGGGUCGAGUUUGACUGUGGCGCGCGGGGAAGGAGGGGCUACUAGGGAUUUGAAAGUGCACGGGCUGCGGAGUGGAGCUCGCAUCUGUUCCCGCCGCCCGCGACCGGAUUAAAUUUCUGCAAAUUCAAACUGAAUGGGGCUUUCUUCUACUGCCUUCCAGAGGGCGCCUGCAGCCCGCCGCGCGCUUCUCUUCGGCGGGAGCGGCCGCCCAGCGCACGGCUAGGAGCCAUCGCGGGAGCCGGACCCGAGCCCGUGCGGGCCAGACGGCGGCUGCGAGGCAGAGGCGCCCGGGCUCCGGGACCCAGGCACCCAGGCACCCGGACCCCGGGACCCAGGCGCCGCUGGACCGCGCCCCACCCCGCGCGCCCGAGCAGGACGACUGUCAUUAGCCUCCUGGACGGGACCUGGGGCGGAAUCCUGGUGUCCUGAAAGGGACCCGGGCGACCCUCCGAGAAAGAACUUUUGGGGGCGGGGUCCCCGGUCCCGCGUCCCCUGGGCGGCCGCUAUUGUCUGCGCGCCACGCUUGGCGGCGCGGGGGGCGUGAUCGCGGCGGCCCCGGGCGCGGGGUGCGGAGACCCGGGCGGGGCUGGGCCCAGGGCGGCGGCGGGAGAAGCCGGGGGAGCCGAGGAGCCUGGGGAGGAGGAGCUGCGAGCGCGGGAGCCCAGUCUGAGCCGCGGGCGAGCGCGAUGCCGGCGGCGGCGGGGGACGGGCUCCUGGGGGAGCCGGCGGCGCCUGGGGGCGGCGGCUGCGCGGAGGACACGGCCAGGCCGGCGGCGGCCUGCGAGGGAAGUUUCCUGCCGGCCUGGGUGAGCGGCGUGCCCCGCGAGCGGCUCCGCGACUUCCAGCACCACAAGCGCGUGGGCAACUACCUCAUCGGCAGCAGGAAGCUGGGCGAGGGCUCCUUCGCCAAGGUGCGCGAGGGACUGCACGUGCUGACCGGGGAGAAGGUGGCCAUAAAAGUCAUCGAUAAGAAGAGAGCCAAAAAGGACACCUAUGUCACCAAAAACCUGCGGCGAGAGGGUCAGAUCCAGCAGAUGAUCCGCCACCCCAAUAUCACUCAGCUCCUUGAUAUUUUAGAGACGGAAAACAGCUACUACCUGGUCAUGGAGCUGUGCUCUGGGGGCAACCUGAUGCACAAGAUCUAUGAGAAGAAGCGGCUGGAGGAGUCUGAAGCCCGCAGAUACAUCCGGCAGCUCAUCUCCGCUGUAGAGCACCUGCACCGGGCUGGGGUGGUCCACAGAGACUUGAAGAUAGAGAAUUUGCUACUAGAUGAAGACAAUAAUAUCAAGCUGAUUGACUUUGGUUUGAGCAACUGCGCAGGGAUCCUGGGUUACUCGGAUCCGUUCAGCACGCAGUGUGGCAGCCCUGCCUACGCCGCACCUGAACUGCUCGCCAGGAAGAAAUAUGGCCCCAAAAUCGAUGUCUGGUCCAUAGGCGUGAACAUGUAUGCCAUGUUGACCGGGACGCUGCCUUUCACAGUGGAGCCUUUCAGCCUGAGGGCUUUGUACCAGAAGAUGGUGGACAAAGAAAUGAACCCCCUCCCCACUCAGCUCUCCACAGGUGCCAUCAGUUUCCUGCGCUCUCUCCUGGAACCGGAUCCUGUGAAGAGGCCAAAUAUUCAGCAGGCACUGGCGAAUCGCUGGCUCAAUGAGAAUUACACGGGCAAAGUGCCCUGUAAUAUCACCUAUCCCAACAGGAUUUCUCUGGAAGACCUGAGCCCUAGCGUCGUGCUGCACAUGACCGAGAAGCUGGGUUACAAGAACAGCGACGUGAUCAACACCGUGCUCUCCAACCGCGCCUGCCACAUCCUGGCCAUCUACUUCCUCUUAAACAAGAAACUGGAGCGCUAUUUGUCAGGGAAAUCUGACAUCCAGGACAGCCUCUGCUACAAGACCCGACUCUACCAGAUAGAAAAGUACAGGGCCCCCAAGGAGUCCUAUGAGGCCUCUCUGGACACCUGGACAAGGGAUCUUGAAUUCCAUGCUGUGCAGGAUAAAAAGCCCAAAGAACAAGAAAAAAGAGGGGAUUUUCUUCAUCGACCAUUCUCCAAGAAGUUGGACAAGAACCUGCCCUCGCACAAACAGCCCUCAGCGUCGCUCAUGACACAGAUUCAGAACACCAGAGCUCUCCUGAAGGACCGGAAGGCCUCCAAGUCCAGCUUCCCCGACAAAGAUUCCUUUGGCUGCCGCAAUAUUUUCCGCAAAACCUCUGAUUCCAAUUGCGUGGCUUCUUCUUCCAUGGAGUUCAUCCCCGUGCCACCGCCCAGGACCCCGAGGAUUGUGAAGAAACCGGAGCCCCAUCAACCAGGGCCCGGAAGCACCGGCAUCCCCCACAAGGAAGACCCCCUGAUGCUGGACAUGGUGCGCUCCUUCGAGUCUGUGGACCGAGACGACCACAUAGAAGUGCUGUCUCCCUCUCAUCACUACAGGAUUCUGAACUCCCCGGUCAGCUUGGCUCGCAGAAAUUCCAGCGAGAGGACGCUGUCCCCGGGGCUGCCGUCUGGAAGCAUGUCGCCUCUCCAUACUCCUUUGCAUCCAACUCUGGUCUCUUUUGCUCAUGAAGAUAAAAACAGCCCCCCAAAAGAGGAGGGCCUGUGUUCCCCACCUCCGGUUCCCAGCAAUGGCCCCAUGCAGCCUCUGGGGAGCCCGAAUUGUGUGAAAAGCCGAGGCCGGUUCCCCAUGAUGGGCAUCGGACAGAUGCUGAGGAAGCGCCAUCAGAGUCUGCAGCCAUCUGCAGAUAGGCCCCUGGAGGCCAGCCUGCCCCCGCUGCAGCCCCUAGCCCCCGUGAACCUUGCCUUUGACAUGGCCGAUGGGGUCAAGACCCAGUGCUAACUUGAGCCAGCAGGAUGUGGGGUAUCUCUAGCAAAUAGCAGCGAAACAGAGCUCCACACAUCUGUCAGGGUGUGAACAUUCCAAGGCCUCGCUUGGAGCAUCCUUAGUGGCCCCAUUGGUUCCUGCCGUGCAGUAUCCCACCUGUAGCUGAAUCCACAGACCCAAAGCCUGCACAACCCAACCUCACUUAGGGACCCCCAGAGAUGCUGGAAUCGCUAGGAGGGUUGGCUCCAGGGGCAGCCAAUUUCUAUCUUUCAGAUCUUCCUUCCUCUCAACCACUCACCCACCCCUUCCAGUUCCCACUUCCCCCAGGCUUGGAGGGAAAACGAGGCAUCAGCCUUCUGGGGCCCUCAGAUUAUGGACUGUUACCAGAUCUUUCUUCACACUGUGCUACAUGUGUGCCUCCCACAGCGGUUGGCCACAGUCACAGGGAGAGAACAACAUCGCAGUCAUUCAUCCUGGCCACGUUUCCUCUGCGGAGUGUAGCAGCCCUGCCUUUCAUAGCAGGGAUUCCCUGAAGGCCAGCGGGAGCCCGGGGCAGGCCCAGGAUCCUCAGAGGAAGACGGAGAGGAGCUUCGGACCAACAUCAAAGCAAACGGUGGGGAACGCGACAGAAGAGAGAGACUGAAGGAGACACUCACUUCCCUAGCAAGAUUUUGAUAGAUUUUUGUUGUUGUUGUUGAAACGUGCUAAUGAUUGAAUUAUCUUUUCCAAAGAGACUUUUUUUUUUUAAAAAAUGUGAUGUCAGUAAAUUGAAAUAACAUACUUUUUUAAAACUUGGAUGGAGAGAUGAGAAGCAAUUCCACCAAACUCGUGUUUUCACGGGAGGGGUCAGUGUGGAGAGCAAAAAAGCUGACUGUGGUGAUGGGCGGAGUGCUAUGGCCCACAGGCAGGGCACAUCUGGAAGCUGACUGUGGUGAUGGGCGGAGUGCUAUGGCCCACAGGCAGGGCACGUCUCGGUGGUCCUGUGUUCAUCCUGUCGUUCAAGGCAUAGCCCUGAUCCUUCUGGGAGGCGUAGAACACGGUCACAGCUGGUUCUGUAGAAAGAGAGAAACGAUGAUCGUGACAAUUCAGAGCAUAAUUCGGAUGGCGAGAAGGCAGCGUUACCUCUGUGCGAUGCGGAUUUCAAGGGGCCCACAGAACUCGUGCGGCCCAGAGCUCAGCGAGUUUGCUGGGAGCUGGGAGCGGGCUUGCCUGGCAGAGAACCUGUUCAGAUACGGACCAGUUUCUUCUUCGAGGAAAGCCGAGCUCCUCAAACAGGGUUCAGUCCACAUUGUGUUUUCACACCUUUCUCCAAGGAUCGAACCAAAGAUGUGUCUCCAGUAUUGUGUCUGUGCCCCCCGUGUGUGUGUUUUAUGGACCCCCGUGUUGUCUGACUGUAUCCAGCUGGCACUUGGCAGGGUGCACUCAUUGGUGAGAAGAAUCAGAAAAAGAAGACUCAUCAGCACAGGUGGGAUAGGGGUUAGUGUAGGAGACUGGUUACAGAAUGGCCUGGAGUCUUCAAAUUUUGACCAGUGCAGGUGUGACCAGAGACCGCCUCUGUGGCCACCUCGGAUAGUCAUCUCAGUCCAUGGAUCCCAAAACACAAAUCUAGAAUUGCAAAGCCAGCCUUUAUUUUCCUGGCAGGCAGCCUUGCCAGAGGGCAGAGAGGUAGUUCUGAAUCACACUCUCAUUCACUAGUGGUGACAUCCCUUAGUCCCUCACGUCUCUGACAGAGCAGGAGAGAAUGGAUAUUUGGCCGACCUUGGUGAGACCUGGAGCUGCCUCCUUUCUCCCUAGGGGAUCACCCCAGCUCUAGGGCAUUCUAGGAUGAGGUCAGACCCCUUGGCGAUUGGUGUUAUUUUUUGUAUAGCUUCAGACUGGGUUCCAGAACUUACCAUUGAAAACAGAGCUUUUAGGCCAGGCAUGGUGGCUCAUGCCUGUAAUCCCAGCACUUUGGGAGGCCGAGACGGGUAGAUCGCUUGAGCCCAGGAGUUUGAGAGCAGCCUGGGCAACAUGGUGAAAGCCCUUCUCUACCAAAAAAUACAAACAAAUAGCUGGGUGUGGUGGCAGCUACUUGCGGGGCUGAGGUGGGAGGAUCACUUGAACCUAGGAGAUCGAGGCUGCAGUGAGCCAAGAUCAUGCUACUGCACUCCAGCCUGGGUGGCAAAGUGAGACCCUGUCUCUAGAAAAAAAGAAAAUAGAGUUUUAUAAGCAGAGAGAAGAAAAGAACCAUCUAAGACCAUCUCUCCAUUUGACAUGAAGUGUACCUUUUCUAAAGAUGGUUUCCAGCUGCCACGGCUCCACUUUGCAGGCUCACAGGGUGUACACCUGUGCAUUGGGAACUUUCUGGAGCCCCGGUGCCUUUUCCUUGAGAACAGGAGCGCUUCCGCCUUGCCAUUAGCUCGUGGAGAACGUGCUUCUCAUUCCUGGCAUGCUUCAAGAACAGCUGCAGAUGUGCCGCUAACUGACCGCAUUGCCGUUGGUGACCUGGACUCUGAACUCAGGUUUAUUCUAAACCCAGUGAGAGGUGAGGGGGAGUGAGGAAAGGGGAUCAACUGUAUUUUUGUGCGUGUAUGGGCACCUGACAAAUCUAUGAAACCGAGUGAAAGGAGAAAUGUUAGAGUCUUUAUUAUUUUAUUAUAUUUAUAUGGAAAGCUUGACUCUCCCUUUGGUAAGUCCAAAACGUGUUGUCUGUUUGACUGUGACUGUCUUCCUCAGUCUGUGCCUGUGAUUCCAGUCACCCUGUAGUUACUGACAGAAAUUGACUGGACUGUCAUUGUGUGAAGUCCAGGAGGAAAAGUCCAUUUUAAUUGUACGAUUUGGUCGUAAGUAAAGACUAUAUUUAUGUCACCAUUAUUAGAUAUAUGUACUUUUGUAAUGACUGUGAAAUACACUUUUCCCUCACUA